Ornithodoros turicata is the source of this 3396-nucleotide messenger RNA. Its product is annotated as protein FAM114A2-like. The record is from RefSeq and is a predicted model, not a curated record. The coding region runs from base 261 to 1841 and encodes 526 amino acids. Lineage: Eukaryota; Metazoa; Arthropoda; Arachnida; Ixodida; Argasidae. The transcript has 13 exons.
UGAAGUUUGCGCGAUAGCCAACAAAAUGUGAAUAUUCGGAACUCCCAAAGUAAAAUGACAUUUGAAAUGCGCGCCGUUACCGCGGAGCUUCCGCUGUCAACGUCAACGUAAACACUGUAGAGGUGGCAGCACUGUCGGCUUAAUGCAGAGAAGUUCUCCGUAAGCUUUCUUUCAACCGUGGUAUUUUUCGCACUUCUCUGUGAUUUUACUGAAUUUUCAUCGUUCCGACCACAAAUUUCCAAACUCUCGACUAAGCCGACAUGUCUGAAUCCGAGGAGGCAUUCGAGAGCGCAGACGAAGAUAUUGAUGACACCCGCGAAGGAUCCAAACGUCAAUCCAAAGCAUCUGCAAUAAAACUGAGUAAAAUUAAAGAGACAGGGUCACCGGAAAGGCAACCCAAAACAGACGGCACUGCCCAAGACAAUGUCUCGGAGCUUCAGAAGUCAGUGGAUGCUUGUGCCACAUCAGGACAGAUAGCCACAAAAGCUACUAAGGAAGCUGGAGGAGGGGAACCAGAAAGUGUACAGGGCAAAGACAAAGAGCUGUCAGUCCUAGAAAAACUGGCGCAGGCUGCAACACGAGAUGACAAGGGCUCCACAAACUGGGGUUUUGGGAAAUGGGGUUCAUCUAUUCUGUCAACAGCAGCAACAUCUGUGACAACUUUCACAAACCAAGUGUCACAGGGCAUUGGCACAGUGAUUGAAACUGUGGAAAACACACUGGGAGCUCCAACACCUGAGGAGUUGGCUGCAGAUGUGGAAAAACAAGAUAUCAAGGAACCAGAACAAGAGGUUUCAAGUGAUGAUACAACUCAUGGUACUGAUAAGAAUGAACAGCCAGAAGAGAAGCAAGAAGCCACUGGUGUGAGUGGUAUCUUAAGUGGUGUCACGGCAUUCACCAAAGUCAUCGAAGCUACAGGUUCCAAAGUGAUCAGCGGCAGUCUCGACACCUUGGAGAUGAUCGGAAAAAAGACGAUGGACAUAUUAACGGAAAAUGACCCUGGAUUGCGCAAGAAACGGGCCAUGUUCGAAGGGAAAGUUAACUUAUCGGAGGUGCUACGUGAAGCGAAAAUGAAAGCUGAAAUGGAGGAACAAAAUCGCGCAAAGGAGGAAGAAUCAAAUGGAGUCGUGCAUUACAGCAAACUGUUUGACGAACAUCAGGGUCUGGUUCACCUCGAGGCACUUGAAAUGUUAUGCGAGGAGCGUAGGACAGCCGUUCAGCAGUACUUGUUUUCGCUUGGUGAGGAGGAGAAGUUGGAGCAGAAUGCAGUUUUGGACAAAAUCAAAAGGACGUGCGAGAGCCUUCCUUGUACUGACGAUACCCCAGAUGAUGAAGUCGACCAAGACUUCGACCUACUGGUGACGCAGCACCUGACCAGGAUUGGUCUCAAUUUGAGAGGUGAAAAGCUGAAGGCAAUGGAUGCUGAUGCCAGGACGUGGCUGUCUGACUGUACAGCAGAACAGGAGAGAGGUGUCAAGAAAGAUCCAAAUGAUGUCUACACAAAGAGCUUGGAAAGCAUGGCCGAAAUGACAGCCAAAACGAUGGAGCUCUACCACAAAGCUGCCGAGCUGUUGCUAGUCAAAACAGACACAGAAACAACAGCAGUUCAGUAUGCAACGCAUCUCACAGGGUUGACUGCAGUCUUGUGCACAGAGAUAGGGAUCUUGUCAUCAAGAUUUGGACGAUGUCUGAACACAGCAGCGGACGAUUCUGAAGAUCCGGAUUCAGUAACACCUCUCAUCACCAACAUUUACCUUGAAGCAUCAAAUAGCAACACCUAUAUUCAAGAUGGAUUUCAAUUACUGGUUCCCGUACUGCAGUCACUGCUCUUGCCAAAAUAGGCCCGAAAGAUGUUUGCUGGUGUACAGGAGAUCACAUUCGACUCAUGGUCAUUUUGCGCUGACCAAAGCAGCAGCAGCUCAUAUCCCGGUGCCCCACUUUUUUCCACCUCAUGUGAGCUUGACAGCCCAGUUGCUUUCCCAGCUAACUCCAUCUGUGUGAUCACUGCUGAGAAAUAUGUCUGAAAUGAGAAAAGUGCAGGGAUACUCUAGAAAAAGGAUUGCUUCACAGGGUCUGUUGUUGUCGGUGCUGUAUUGGGAACAUUCCUUCAGUUUCAUUGCUGUUUGAAUGGUGAUGCAAAGAUCUGUUUUUUUUUUUUUUUUUUUUUUUUUUUUUUUUUUUUUUUUUUUUUACUGGUCAGGAAGAGAGAGAGAAUUUAAAAAACAUGGGACAUUGAACAAUAUAUGUAUAGUUAUAGCAAGUAUGGAAAGCCCAUAACACUCUCUAAGACUGCCUCUGUGAUAGUGCCACAGAACAUUUGCAGAGCAUGGAGAGUUUUGGUGUGCCAACGUUGAAUAAGGGAUAGCAGCUAGAUGUAACCAUGACCCGUGUGCUACUUUUGGCAGAGAAUGCAAGGAGCACCCUCCAAGUAUACUCUUACGCUCAGCUGUAAAUUUUCCUAGAUUCUUGUAAUUUAAUUAACUGUGCUACUUACAAUACCCAUGAACAUGUCGAAAUUAUAGUGCUGUAUUGUGCAGACCUGUAAAAAUUUUCGGAGCAAUUGUAAAGCAAUUGAAUUAUAACUACAUGAUCAUCAGAGUUAAAAUUUUAAUUGUUACUUAAUUACAAUUACAGUUACUCUGAACAGUAAUUGAGUUAGUGUACAUUUCUUUCAACACGUGUUUUUGGUGUAUCACUUCAUGCUUCUUCCCUGAGGAACUUUGUAAUGUUUGUCAUGUGUGCCCUGUUGUCUUCUGGGUUAUUUGGGUUUGACUUGAAAGGGCAUCUCCUAUUAUUCGUGCCCCUAAUCACACACAUUGUUGCAGUCAUGAUAACCUUUUUUUUUUUUUUUCUUUCGUCAAUGGAUAAAAAUUGGACACUAUAAGAUUAAAAAAGAAGUUGUAUCCCAAAUCAUAUAUAAAAACAAUCCUGGAAGUAAUUAUUUACUAAGAAUGUAAUUUACAUGUCUGCACUUGUGUGACAUUCGGCGUGAAAAAGGCAACAGUUGAAAUGGCACAAGUUCAGGCAAGGUGGUGGAUAGGCUGAAUGACGAGAAGAGAUUUGAGCAUGGGCGACACAAAUGGACUGCUGUUUUAAACUGUCACUGUGCCGUGUGUCUUUUUUACUUGCUCAAGCUCAGUCCUUUCUCAUUCUUGCAACAAUUGCCACUGUGCAUUUUGUAAAUAGCAACUUCUGUGCUGCAGUAUUUAUCCUUCCAAAUGGCACAAGUGCAAAAUGCUCAGGCAUUUCGAGAGAGAAUAAAUUAUUCAACUACCUUAAGUGGUGUGCUACCCACAUGUUCUGUCAACAUUUGAUGUUGUUCCUCGUUGUAGAGCCACUGGUAUGGUGGCACAAAAAAUAAACACGAUUCCAUGUAAACAUUUUACUUUACAUUUA